AUGAAUAUGGAUAUGGACUCCUCCACUUCGUCCCACAUGGACAUGUCUAUGACUUCUGCCACUAGCUCCAUGGCAAUGGCUACCGCAUCUCCAUCCAGUUCUAUGGAUAUGGACAUGUCCAUGGACAUGGGCAUGAACUACUAUCUGACCACCCAUUACAAUCACUACCCGGUAAUUUUCCACACCUUGCGUGCCAGCUCUGGAGCUGGGGCCUUUGGCAUUUUCUGUGUGCUCUUCUUUGGUGCCGUUUUCUUCAGAGGUUUAUUCUUCCUGAGCGCUUAUCUGGAACAACGGGUGUUCCACAACCUUACGAACGCGGUCUUGAUUCAAGAAAUAGACAAUUGUGCAUGUGAUCCAGAAGAGGACAAGAAACCCGAUUCUAGUGGCGGAACCCUGCGCGCCAACUCCCUCGGCCUUGGUAAGAUCAUCAGACAGACGUUCUGUCCGGGAUUAGGGGAAUUGAAAAGAGAUUUUAUUAGACUACUUAUCGCCUUCACUGCGACGAUGUUUGGAUACGCAUUAAUGCUUGCAGCCAUGAGCUUUGUCCUGCUCUACUUCUUCGCAAUCUGUCUCGGAAUGGCUUUUGGAGAGAUCUUCUUCAACCGCUUGUCUAUUGUACUUGGAAUCAACAAAAACAGCUCCUUGUGCGGAUCGCUCCACUAG
Messenger RNA from Ogataea polymorpha, 663 nucleotides. RefSeq lists its product as uncharacterized. Gene Ontology annotation, cellular component: plasma membrane. The transcript has a single exon. Bases 1 to 663 code for a protein of 220 amino acids. The record is from RefSeq and is a predicted model, not a curated record. Lineage: Eukaryota; Fungi; Ascomycota; Pichiomycetes; Pichiales; Pichiaceae. Gene Ontology annotation, molecular function: copper ion transmembrane transporter activity. Gene Ontology annotation, biological process: intracellular copper ion homeostasis; copper ion transmembrane transport.